Messenger RNA from Neomonachus schauinslandi (Hawaiian monk seal), 2133 nucleotides. RefSeq names its product adhesion G protein-coupled receptor E2-like. Gene Ontology annotation, biological process: adenylate cyclase-activating G protein-coupled receptor signaling pathway; cell surface receptor signaling pathway. The record is from RefSeq and is a predicted model, not a curated record. NCBI's taxonomy places the organism in Eukaryota, Metazoa, Chordata, Mammalia, Carnivora, Phocidae. Gene Ontology annotation, molecular function: G protein-coupled receptor activity; calcium ion binding. Gene Ontology annotation, cellular component: membrane.
AUGAGAAACAGAAAUCUACUGCUGCCAGGACUCUUGAUGCUGCUGCUGUUGACAUUGGGAGCUUCAGCCCAGAACAGUAGAGACUGUGCUCAGUGGUGCCCUCCGAAAUCCACGUGUGUCAAUGCCACUGCCUGUCGCUGCUCCCCAGGAUUCAGUUCUUCAUCCAGGGAGAUCUUCACCAGCCUGUUGGAGAGUUGUGAUGACAUCAAUGAGUGUGGACCACCCUCGGCAGUGUCCUGUGGAAAAUUCGCAGACUGCUGGAACACAGAGGGCAGCUACUACUGUACAUGCAGCCCAGGAUACAAGCUUGCUUCUGGGGCAAAAACGUUCAGGGAUGAGAGUGAGAACAUGUGUCAAGAUGCUCUUACACCUAAUCAACUACUGUUAUCCCCUGCAGGCAUUUUUUUUCCCACCUGGACCCCACCCCAUGGAAUCAAGAGCCAGAGACUCUCCCACUUCUUUGAAAGAGUCCAAGAUCUGGGCAGAAAGUUCAUACCAGCCUUUGUCCAGGACACUAUCCAGGACCUUGUACAGGGUGUGGAUGAGCUGCUGGAGACCCCUGAGGACCUGGAGGCCCUGCCCCGCUCAGAGCAGCACUGUGUGGCCACUAACCUGCUUGUUGGCCUGGAGGAUGUCCUGAGAAACCUGAGCCAGGCCCUGCCCAAUGGGACAUUGACCUUCAACGCAUCUGCAGGCACAGACCUGUCCCUGAAGGUGCGGGAGCAAGGAGAUAGAAAUGUCAUCUUGAGUCAGAGUCAGGUGAAGAUGCUGCUGAACUGGGAUGUGGUGCACGAAUCUGAUGACUCAGGUGCUUCUGUGGUGGGCCUUGUCUCCACACCGGGGAUGGGCAAGUUGCUGGCUGAGGCCCGCCUGGUCCUGGAGCCUGAGAGGCAGGCAGUUCCGCAUGGGGCACACAAGGGCGUGCUGCGAGGAGUCUCCUCUGUCCUGCUCUCACACGUCAUCUCUGCCUUUAUGAGCAACAGGGACACCCAGAACCUCAGCUCCCCUAUCACCUUCAUCUUUUCCCACCAUUCAGUGACCCGUGGGCCAAUGCAAAAGGUGUUCUGCGUCUUCUGGGAUCACACUCCGGAUGGAUAUGGUCAUUGGUCCACCACAGGCUGCAGGAUGGUGGCCACUGGAGACACCAGCACCACCUGCCAGUGCACCCACCUCAGCAGCUUUGCAGUCCUCGUGGCCCACUACAAUGUGCAGGAGGAGGAUCCCAUGCUGGCUGUGAUCACCUACUUGGGGCUGGGCCUCUCUCUCCUGUGCCUCCUCCUGGCAGCCCUCACCUUCCUGCUGUGCAAAACCAUCCAGAACACCAGCACCUCGAUCCACCUGCAGCUCUCAAUCUGCCUCUUCCUGGCCCACCUGCUCUUCCUCACGGCCAUCAACCGGACCGAGAUCAAGGUGCUGUGCGCCAUCAUUGCGGGUGCCCUACACUAUCUCUACCUGGCGUCCUUCACCUGGAUGCUGCUGGAGGGUCUGAAUCUCUUCCUCACUGCACGCAACCUGACGGUGGUCAUCUACUCCAGCGUGAGCAGGGUCAUGAAGAAGCUCAUGUUCCCCGUGGGCUAUGGAGUCCCGGCUAUAAUUGUGGCCAUUUCUGCUGCAUCCAGGCCUCACCUUUAUGGAACACCCACCCGAUGCUGGCUCCACACAGACAAAGGAUUCAUAUGGACCUUCCUUGGCCCUAUCUGCACAAUUUUCUCCAUUAAUUUGGCUUUCUUUCUGAUGACCUUCUGGAUUGUGAAAACCAAGCUCUCUUCCAUCAACAGAGAUGUGUCCUCCCUCCAGAACACAAGGAUGCUGACAUUUAAAGCCACAGCUCAGCUGCUCAUCUUGGGCUGCACAUGGUGCCUGGGCAUCCUGCAGGUGGGUCCAGCUGCCCAUGUCAUGGCUUACCUCUUCACCAUCAUCAACAGCCUGCAGGGCGUCUUCAUCUUCCUGGUGUACUGCCUCCUCAGCCAACAGGUCCGAGAACAAUACAAGAAAUGGUUCAAAGGGGUCAGGAAAACCAAAGCCGAGUCUGAGAAGUAUACUCUCUCAAGUGGGACCAUGUCUGAUGCCUCCAAACACAGUGUGGUAAGAUAUGCAGUGCUCCCAGAGCACUUCACUAACCAGUCCUCUUGA